AUGAUUAAACCUGCCAUAGUGGAACAGUCUGCGCCUAGCAAGCCACUGAAGCUGCUUCCAGGCGAGCUCACUCCAGAGGUCACACACAAUUGGGAAAACACAUGUGCAACUUACUUUAUCUCCACACAUGGUACCUCACACAAAUAUGUCAUGGCACUAAAGGACACUUGGCUCGAAACACAUUGGGAUACAAAACUAUGGAAGAAGGUACUAGGAUCACAACAAGGUUCACGCGCCUUCUAUGGAUGGGCUUUGGAACUUCAGAACCAAACCACCCUCUUGUAUGGAAACACCACACACCUGACGGAUGCCCAACUGCAGAAUCAGUUGGAGGCCAACAUAUGUGAUGACCUGAUGACAUUAGUUCUCAGAGUGAAACUUGCAUCAACUCUCACGCUCAAGAACUGGAUUGAAGAAGUCCACCACCUUGAUGAGAAAUGA
This is a messenger RNA of Suillus fuscotomentosus, 441 nucleotides long. RefSeq lists its product as uncharacterized. The record is from RefSeq and is a predicted model, not a curated record. Bases 1 to 441 code for a protein of 146 amino acids. Lineage: Eukaryota; Fungi; Basidiomycota; Agaricomycetes; Boletales; Suillaceae. The transcript has 3 exons.